ACAACGAUCACACUCGUAUACUGACUAUUGAACGGUGAAUGUGUACGUACGUGAUAUUAAAUUCUAUUAUUUUUCCAACAAAGCGCGUAAAUUUGUUGUUGUUAUUUAACUAGAAAAGAGAAAAAUAAUUAAAAAAAUUUUUAAAACCAAGUUUAGUUAUUUUUUAUAAAAAAAAGCCGCAAAUUUUUAAUUUUAAAGCUGAAAAAAAAGUGUUUUUUGUUUAUUAAUUACUUGCAACAAAUGAAAAAUAUUUCAUUUUUUAAUAAUUUAUAAGAAAAAUUAAUAAUUUUUAUUAAUUUCUUAACAAAUUUAACAAAAUAGUGCCAAUUGUUUGCAAUACUUAAAGAAAUACACAAAAAAGUAAUAAAUUUUAUGCCUAAAUUACUGCAACUGUGCAAGAAAAUACAUAAUAAGAAUAACAAGCUGUCAAAGAAUUAAGAAAAAAACAACAACAACAAAACAGCCAUUUGAAGGCUUUACUAAAUAAAACAACAACAGCAGCAUUGAAAUAAUAAAUAGUAACAAAAAGUGUUUGAAAAAAAAAGAAAGCAAAUUAACAACAACAACAAUCAUAAGCAACUAUUAAAACAACAACAAAACAAAUGCAGUUACUUAUUUUUGACAAAUGAGUACUAAAACAAGCAAAUAGAAAAAAAGUAAAGAGAGAAAGUUAGAAAAAACCUAAGAAAAGAGAGAGCUAUUUCAUAUUAAAAAAAAAUUACAAGAAAACAGCUUUUAAAAUAAAAGAAAUUAACAAAAAAGAAUUCAAAUUAAAAAAAUUUAAUUAAAUAAAUAAAUUUUUUAAAAAUUAAUCUCUAAAAAAAAACAAGUUUAAGUGGCCAGCAAGCAAAACAAAUAGAAAAAAAUGUGCGCAAUACAUAAAUAAAAUAAAUACAAAAAAAAAAUUGCCUAAAUUCCACACAAAAAAAUAUUAACAAAAUAAACUUUUAACGCAAAACAAGCAAAUCAAUCAUUGCACCUGAAUGUUUUUUAUUUAACAAAAUGUCGGCCGAUAUAGAAAUUACCAGCGUUUUGGGCACCAAUGGCCAACCUUUACCUAUACACGGUACCGGUUUGGGUUCCACUUGGUCUGCGCCCGUUAAACAAGAAAGAGCCGAUGAUGCGGAAAUACAAGAACUCGCCGCCAAAAUGAAAGAGGCCCAAAAGGAUGCCUUAGCCAAACAGCAGCAACAGGCUGCGCAAAUGGCCUUAAGGCAGGCCAAUGGCAUGCAACCGCCCGUCACCGCCAAUGGUCAGACAAACAUACUAAAUUAUCUCAAUCGCACACAAAAGCCCACUAAUGGUUCGGUCACCUCUAAUGGUCGUUCCUCAAGUACGGAUGAUAAUAAAAAGCCUCCCUGUGAUGAGGAAUCCCAAAAAGGCCAUUUUGGUUGGACCACAUUUGGCAAAACCUAUAUACCCUACAUAUACCGGCAACAGGAGAAAUAUUGCUCGGUGCGCAUGAUAGAAAUGAAGCUAUUGGGUAAAUAUCUCAAUUGUCUGCAUCCUGAUAUCUAUUCCAGCUGCACUUGUGUACGUUCCUACUAUAUAACCGAGGCUGAGGCUAGACUAUUCAUAGAAAUCAAUCACAAACAUUGUGAUGGUGAAUUUGGUCGUGAUUUAUUUACCCAAAAGGAUUUGGUGGUUAGGCUCUCGGAUGCCACUAAGUUUUAUCAAUUCCUGGACAUCUGCUAUCGUAAACUAAUAUCGGGCAGUAAAUCACCCUCGGAAAAAUGUGGUUUUAUACGCAUUAACAAAGAAUCCGUGGUGCCCUAUACGGUGCGCAAUGGUGAACAAGUGGUGCCUUUGUUUUAUUUCGAAGGUGAAACCGAAAAUCUUAAACAAAAGGCUGACUUGUUGUCUGGCUGGGAUUUGGCCUAUUUGAAAUUCUGCUGCAAGGUUCAGGGCAUACGUAAUGAACUAUUCUCCAGUGAAAAUGUGGCCGUCAUAAGUCUGACAGACAUUAAAAGUUAUUUUCCCAAUGGCACAGAAUUUGAGGAUUAUUGGCCCAGUAAAGUGGUGGACUCUAAUCUACUAAUAGGCAAUCGCUCAAAUGCCAAUAAUUCGGUCAAUUGGACAAGACAACCCUCACAGCCACCGCCAAAAGUAUUAACACAAACCACCAUGCAACAAAAACAAACACAACAUUCCUCAGCAGCUGCAGCGGCGGCAGCAGCAGCUGCUCAACAGCAACAAAUAUUAAAACGUGGUCCUACAGCGGCAGCUGUAGCAGCAGCUACAGCCUUUAAUGCCCAAUCUUUACUGCAACAGCCUAAUGCAGCAGCUGCAGCGGCCGCUCAUAGAAUGCAUUCAAAUGCUGCUUUAGCCGCCCAAGCAGCCACAGUACAGGCCAUUGCCAAUGGUUCCUGGAUGUCUCAGCAGCAAAAUAGUUUACCUUUAAUACAUGCUCAAAUGCUGGCCUCACAGCAGGCUCAUCAAAAUCAAGCCGCCGCCAAUUCCCGCAAUCAAUAUCGUAAUCCCAUGGAGAAUCUCAUUUUAAAUAAUCGUCAACCCUAUGGAGCCUAUAAUAAUGCCACCAUAUCAAUGCAACCGGUUAAUAGUCAUGGACAGGGUAAUGCUCCUCCUCCGCUAGUACGUUCGGCUGGACAACAAAAUGCCAAUCAUAUGUCUAGUAUCGAGCAAACGUUGCUGCAACAACAACAAACACAACAACAACAACAACAGAGACCCAACUCUUCCAAUUCCUCACAGACAUUAAACCAACAACAACAAAGACAUAUAAAUACCUCCUUAAAUCCCAUACAUUCUCCCAAUAGUUUAAAUAAUCUUAAACAAUCACCUUCACCCUCAACUCCUUCACCCUCUCCAUUGGCGGCAGCCUCCAAUGCUAAUGCUUUAUUGGCUAAUAAUUUCAAUUUAGCCGCUUCUUCGGCUCCAGCCACAGCACAAGAUUUUAAUAAUUUAGCUUUGUGGAAUCAAUUGACACCCAGUCAACGUUUGGCUUUAACACAGCAGUUUAAAAAUUCUGGCAAUUUAUUAGGUGGUGGGGCAGGCAUAAAGAAUCCAUUUCCUCCUUUACCCUCGCUGCCUUUAGAUACUGAUUUGAUUACCAUGUUGGAUUAUAAUCCCAAUAAGGCUAAACAGCAGGGGGGUUCAGCAAAUGCCAGCAAUAAUGGCCAGUUUACUAAGCCUCAUGUACCGCCUUUAAUACCUGUCAACAAUUUAGAGCCACAGCGUAAGGGAAAUCGUAGUGGUAGUGUUUCAAAUGCUGCUGCAGGUACAGUUCCCUUAAACUCCUCGGCCGCCUUGGAAGAUUUUGAAAAGAAAUUCAAAAUGAAUGAUGAAAUGCGAGCGGUAGUACAAAAAGUUCUAUCCAAUCCAGAUUUAUCCACUUUUAUACAGACCAAUGCCUCCAAUACCUUUGUGCCUUUUAUAUCACCGCCCAUAUCACCAGCAAAUGGUGUUUUGGGUGGUGCUGCUAGUGGCGGCACUUCAGUGUCUAUAGUACCUAAUCCGCAUGUUACCAUAACACCACAGUUACCUGCCCAUUUUAGCCAUAGUAGUGCGGCGCAUUCACCUUCCUCAGCCUCUUCCACAUCUUCCAAUUCGGGAGGUAAUAAUAGACAGAAAAGUGUUAUUUGUUCCACUAAUAACUUGGGUGGCGGCGCCACUUCAUUACUGCCUUCACCCUCCACCUCAAACUCGUCUUCGUCCUCCUCUUCCUCCUCCCACUCACCCUCUACACGUACAAAACUGACAGCCUACCAACACCACCAUCAACAGAACACGUACGCCUCACCUACACAAACACAACUUUCCUCCAACUCUUCUUCUACUACACCCACACCAAUGGAAGUAAUCGAUUUAUCUUCCCCCCGAAGGUCUCUGCAAGCAGCCACCGCCUAUUUGCAACAACAGCAACAACAACAGCAGCAACAAGCCGCAGCUGCCGCUGCAGCCCAACAACAAAGUCAACAGCGUUUGGCGGCCGCUGCUGUAGCUCAACAUCACUCACAGCAGAAUGGACGCAGCUCCUCCAACUCAUCCGCCUCCUCUCAAGUCAACUCGGCCAGUAUGCAUUUGCAGCGUCACGCUUUGGCAGCAGCUGCGGCGGCCGACAGUGCCCAACGUUUGAAUGUUAUACCCGAAAUACCCGCCAACAAUUUGAAUAUGCAGCCGUAUAAAGUGCAAAAGGUUUAUGUGGAGAAUAAGCUGGUGCCGUGUAUCAAUAUGAAGGCCUACAAUGACAGUGAGCAGUUGAUGACAUUAACGGAUUUUCAAACGUAUUUCUAUCGUCAGGUGCCCUUGGAUCAGUGCAAGCGUUUGAUAGAGGCUCUGGGCGUAGAGCUCUACAAGGGCAAUAGACACCAAUUGAAAGUUUUAAUGGAACACGAUCCACAGCACAAUGAGAAUAUACCGCUGGUGCAGGUGCGUGACAUUUUAAAGUACAUGACACAAUUGACAUUCAUGAUAAGAAAUCAAGAGCAACCACCCAAUAAAAGAUCACGUAUAAGCUAGGAAUUGGGUUGGGGAGGACAACAGCAACAUGCGCAAGCACAAGCAGCAACUACGGCAACAACAACAGCAACAAAUCAAGAGCAACACAACAACAACCAUCACCACCACCAAACACAAAGAGAGUCAUCUAGCAGUCGACAACAUUCUACGAAUUCCGGCUCAAAAACUGAUAACUCUUUAACAUCCUCAACAGCAGCUGCCAGCAGCAGUGGUAGCAGCAGCAGCAGUAGUAAUAAAACCAAAACACCUUUAGCA
Lucilia sericata (common green bottle fly) is the source of this 4734-nucleotide messenger RNA. Its product is annotated as serine-rich adhesin for platelets. Lineage: Eukaryota; Metazoa; Arthropoda; Insecta; Diptera; Calliphoridae. The transcript is spliced from 5 exons. The record is from RefSeq and is a predicted model, not a curated record. Bases 1003 to 4479 code for a protein of 1158 amino acids.